Molecule: messenger RNA, 4404 nt
Organism: Menidia menidia (Atlantic silverside)
Lineage: Eukaryota; Metazoa; Chordata; Actinopteri; Atheriniformes; Atherinopsidae
Source: the annotation of a GenBank genome assembly
UUGUGCCUGAGCAGCAGGUUCACAAUCACAGAUUGUGAUCAGCCCAGUAGUCCAGGUCAGAGCAGGAAACCCAUGAGCACAUGAGGUGGUGAGAUGCAGACACUGGACAGAGAGGACAUUUAUCUGGCACUGCACAAGUACACAAAGUAAAGGUGCUGAAAGAUGGUGGGGCUGAGAAACCGCUCGACAUGGGAGCCGCUGCUACUCAAAGCCUCCUGCAUCAAGUCCUGUGCUAAUGGCUGCUCCAUGGGCAUCACCGCACACCUGACCUACGCCAACGCUGACAUAGAGUCUGUGGAAGGUGUAUUUGUCUACCCUCUUGGAGAAAAAGAGGUUGUGGUGGGUUUUGAGGCUGCGAUUGCCGGCCGACUGGUGGGAGUGCAAAUCCAGAGCCGAGGGAAGCUGAAAGACUGCUGUUUGGACUGCUGCCCAGGAUCUGAUCUCGACGGACACUGUGGGAAUGGCCGGGAGUGGGGCUGCUGUGGGAUGUCUAGCCUAGACAUGCAAUGCACCAAUGGGCAUCUCAUUCUGGAUGAGGACCUGGAAAGAACUACCUUUAUAGUGGGCUGUGGAGUCAUUGGUCCGAUGGAUAUCGUCUCUGUGAUUAUAAGCACCACGUUAGAACUCCCCACCUUAGAAAAUGGAGCAAUCCGCAUUGUUUACCCAGCACUGCUUACUCCCAUUGUUACUGGUCAAAUGACUCAAAGCAAGAGUGAAAACGGGGGGAAAUCUGAUGAAACUGGGGGGACCAGUUGCUUUGGCGCAACCUCAGGAAAACCAGACCGGGCCUUCAGCUCUGAGCAGCAGUGCUCCCACGCCAUCUUCACCAGUCCAGCCGCUAACCUUGCACCGUAUGAACUCAACUUCCAGCUGCUGGUCAGAGGGGCCUGUUUGCUAGCUGGACUAGAGAGUCCUACUCAUGCUCUGAGGGCAGAUGCAGAUCCCAGUGCUCAAAGUGCCUCUGCCACCUACAUCACGUUGGCACAAGAGCAUCCGUAUGACAGACACAUAGAGAUCGUUUUGCACCUCAGUGAACCUCACAAUCCAUUGAUCAUAUUAGAAAGAGGCAGGCUUUCCUUCAGUCAGUAUGAGCAGCAGAUUUGUUCCCGCCGGGAUUUCAUUCGCUGCACUCGCAAAGAUUCAGAGCCUGAGAGAAAGAUGGAGUUUGUAAGAAAGCGAUACCACAAGGACAUCCUCUGUAGCCCCGUCUUAAUGCUCAAUUUCUGUCCUGACCUGCUGUCUGAACCUCUGGAGCUGCAUAAAGCCACGAGAGAGCUGCUGUUCCUUGUUGAUCGAAGUGGCAGCAUGAGUGGCACCAACAUUAAUCGCGUCAAGGAAGCCAUGGCGGUGGCUCUGAAGAGUCUGCCCUCCAGGACAAUGCUCAACAUUGUUGGAUUUGGUACCACCGUCAAGCCUUUGUUCAACUCCAGCAGGCUUUGCACUGAUGUGACCCUGCUGCAGGCUUAUGAUUACGUCCAGAGGAUGAGAGCUGACAUGAGGGGGACCAACCUGCUGGGGGCACUGUCUUGGCUCUACCAGCAGCCCAUGCAGCGUUCAUACCCUCGUCAGGUCUUCAUCAUUACGGACGGAUCCAUCAGCAAUGUUGCCAAAGUGCUGGAGCUGGUACGCAGAAACACUUGUGCUGGGAGAUGUUUUGGCUUAGGCCUCGGACCUCGAGCCUGCAGGAGACUCCUGCAGGGAAUCGCCAAACUGACAGGAGGGACUACAGAGUUUUUGGAUGAGGAAGAGAGACUCCAGCCCAAGGUGAUCAAGUCUCUGAAAAAGGCUUUUGAACCUGUGCUGACUGAUGUUCGUAUUGACUGGUACCUGCCAGAGAAUAUGGAGGCUCUUCUCUCCCCAAACGAAAUCCCUCCACUCUACCCUGGUGAUUGUGUCGUUGGAUAUUGCACUCUUUAUGACAUGACGGGUUUCAAAACCAAAAAGAUAGAGUCUCAAGGACGGGACUAUAAACUCUCACAUCGGGACUCCACUGGUUCUGUUUUCGGCCAGUCAAAUGAUGAGCUUUCACCCCCUCCUGCUUCUGAACUAAUGCCGGUGGUGACCGGUGCUGAUGGCGCUGACCUGGAGGAGGCCCUGAGAGAAAUCUCUAGAGAAAUCUCCUCUGAAUUCUCUUGUGCGAGAAACACGGACCCUGGAACCAGUCCCGGUGUGGAGCUGGACUGGUCCAGUGAUAUAAGGAAGAGAAUCCAAGAGAGUUCGUACAUCCAGGAGCAGUACAUCCUCACUCACUGCUCCCUGAGUAGUGAGCGAAGUCUUCAAACACAUUCCCACUCACACAUACACGCUUCCAACUCAGACUCGGCAGGCGACACCUUUUUGUGUGACUCUCAUUCCUCUGGACCGGUGUUUGAUACCGGGUCUCUACCUCAAGGCCUUGAGAAGAUGCCCUCUCCUGACCAGAGAUCCACUCUGUCUCGCUGGGCAGACUCAGCAUGGCAGCAAAGCCUUUCGGCUGAACCUCCUGACAACGGGGCAAAAAAGGCAAGACGAAUAAUUGAGCGCCUGGAUGUAGGCGAGGAGUCUCGUAGGAGACAAAAAGCACUUGCCCGUUCGACCAUGGCAGCGAGGAGUUUCUCAUCACCCCAGGGUGAGCUGGAGAUGCAUCGCCUGAGGAGGGCUCUGGAGAAGGUGUCCUUCGACCAAACUCUAGGAGGGAGGCUUGACGAAAGUGAUGGAGAGACAAAGACGCCUUCAAAAGGGACUCUGUCCCACAGGAGCCUAACUGACUCCAAUGGACUUCUGUUUCCUGCCUCCCCCUUGGACUGGGACAACCUCACAGACCCAGAGUAUCUCUUCACUGCUGUUCCACCAGAGGAUCCCCCACCAGGUAAAUGCCGCUCCCUCAUUCAUGGGGUCCUGAAUGGAAGGCCUGUGUCCUGGGACGUCACUGUAGACCUGGGACACCUCUGGAACCCUGAGGGUGAGAAAAUCAAAGGGGUUGACAGAUGUGAAAGCAGUGGGGAAGAAGAAGGAAAGCCAUGGGAAGAGAUUAUUCACCAACUGACCGCCCGCUCAGUAAUAAGGGACUUUGAGAAAAUGGCAGAGAAAGAGGGCAACGGUGGACAAAGUGCGGCUAAACGGCAUCGUACGAAGGCUAUCCAGACAAGUAAGCAUUGUAACAUCAUCUGCAUGUACACAGCCUUCACCACUAGCAACAGCAGCCCCAAUAAAGUCUCAUCAGAAAGCAUGGAUGUAUGCAGCACAGGCAUUCACCUGGGGAACAGGCAGACCUCUCAGUCUGGUAGCGGCAGGCAGAAGACCUACUCGGUAGGACUGGGCAGACGGCGCACCAGCAGAGACAGCGAGGAGGUCGACGACACCUGGAACUCAACAGACAGAGAUGACACUCCUGCCUCACCCUGUAGCGUUGCCUCCUGGAGUUCUAAUGCAGGUGGUAUGGGUUUCUGUACCAUGGCCCCUUCAACAACCGGCCCUUCGUGCAAUCGUUCGCAGCGAUCCAUAGAGAGCAAGUCGAUGGAGAGCUUCUUUGGCACCCGGUUCCCACUGGGCAGACUCAGGUCCUCCAUUUCAUCAGGAAAGCAGGUUCCCCUCAAGUCCCACUGUUUAUCAGCAGAGACUGACAAGCAACCAGAGAGUGAGGCCCCAGACUAUCUGCCCCUGGUGCACCUGCAGCUUGCAUCGGGGGCUUUUCUGCUGACAGAGGUCUACUCCGACUGCGUCCAGAUCCCCCUGGACCGCCUUAAAAGAGCGUCGCCUUACAGUCUUCACCGCCGCAGCCUCAGCCCGGCCUUCCGCUGCAUAUCCCCCAGCGCUCCCUCUUUAUCCACCGCCGCCAGGGCCUCAGGUGCCCCCGUCAGUCACCACGUUACCUUCUCCCCUUCCUCGUGCUCACUCGCCAAACCGGCCGCUCCUCCCUUUCACCACACUUCAGACGGCACCCCGUUGAUUCUGGAGUCAAGGCUUCUGCGGAGACACCUGUCCGACCGAGACCCUGCCACCUCACCCCCUGACCUCCCGAGCUCCGAGGAGGGCUCCCUGGAGCUCUCAGUCGGCCUCUCUCAGAGCCAGAGCCUCGGCCAGGCGGACAGCGGCCGCGGCUCGGAGACGGACGUCUGCGAGGGCUCCUCCGUGGAACCCGCUGACCUCCAGUGCGGCAGCCAGCUGGCUCAGGACGACCUGGAGGGCUCGAGCUGGGCCACGGCCGUGGCCCUGGCCUGGCUGGAGCAUCGCUGCGCCGGCUACUUCAUGGAGUGGGAACUGGUGGCGGCCAAAGCAGACUUCUGGCUGCGCGGUCAGCAGCUGCCGGAGGGAGUGGACCUGGCAGGGCUCAGAGGAGCAGCCAGACAGCUGUUUCUGCUGCUGCGCCACUGGGACGAGAACAUCCAGCUCAACAUGCUGUGUUAUAACCCCAACAAUAUGUGA